GAUAGACGAAAUUUCUUAAACAAGACAUGAAAUGUUUUUUUUUUUUUAUGGAAAUAAUAAAAAAAGAGUAAUAAAAAAUUUCAUGAUAAUACAAUAAAAAAUACAUGAUACAUAAAAAAGACACGACUACGUGGAGGUUAUUUUCAACUAUCCAAUAUCUAAUUGUUUUAAUUUAUAUUAAUUAAUUAUUAACAACUAGAAAAAUCCAAACAACAAGACAAAUUAAUUUUCUAUUUUAUAAUUUGUCAGUUAAAAAAAAAUAGCAACACACAUUGAGUGUGUAUUUAAAAAAUAAUUAAACAGCAAGUAUAUUUUAUAAACAACAUAAAUAGACCAAAAUUAUUGCUACGUGGCUCAAUUAGUUUAAUUAUAAAUUAAUUUAUUUCAACGUCAUUACAUGUGUUCAAUAGUGAUGUUCAUUAUGUGAGCAAUUUCAUCUGACAACACCAACAACAACAACAACAACAACAACAACAACAAUUUAAUAAUAAACAAAUAAAAAUAUGUUAUAACAAACAAUUGAUGCCUGCUAAAUGUACAAUUAAAUUAUAGCAAGGCAUGGCAAUUUGGAAUGGUCGGCCCAGUUGGUUGGGCAAAUUAGGAAUAAUAUUAUUAUCAGCAUGGUUAAUUGUAUUGAUAUAUUCUGUAUCACAAAUGUUGCGAAGUUCACCAUCAUUAUCAUCAUCAUUAACAGCUGAAAGAUAUCAAUCACAAGAAAAUGAAUAUACUAAAAAAUUAACAGAAAUAACAAAAGAUUUUAAUAAAUUAAAAAAACAAAAUCAAGCAUUAACAAAUAUAUUAUUAGCUGCUAAUAAUAAUAAUAAUGAUAAUAAUGAACUUAAAGAUAAAGUUGAUAUUGAGUUGUUAGCAAAUAAUCGUCAAAGUGGACCAACAAUUGAAUAUGAAGAAUUAAGAAGAAAAUUACGUAAUGAUAUACAAGAAACUUGGUAUUAUAUUAAUGCUGAAUUAAUGAAAAUUAAAAAACGUAAUAAUGAUAAUUUUGUAAUUGAUGAUGAUCAUAAAAAUGAUAUUGACAAUGUUAUUUAUAAUAUAUUUGAUCAUAAAAAAGAACUUAUGAUGGAUAUGAAUAAACUGGAAAAAUUUGAUGGACACAUGGAUUGGAGAGAACAAGAAGCUCAUGAUUUAUCUGAUUUAGUUCAAAGAAGAUUUUAUUAUUUACAAAAUCCAAGUAAUUGUGAUAAAGCUAAAAAAUUAGUAUGCAGUUUAAAUAAGGGUUGUGGUUUUGGUUGUCAGAUACAUCAUAUAACUUAUUGUUUUUUGGUGGCAUAUGGAACAGAAAGAACAUUAAUAUUACGUUCACAAGGUUGGCGUUAUCAAAAAAAUGGCUGGGAAUCUGUAUUUAAGCCAUUAAGUGAUAAUUGUCUUAUUGCAAAUGGUGAAAGUCAUAGUAAUUGGCCAGGUGAUAAUACAAAACAAGUUGUUAUAUUGCCAAUUGUUGAUAAUGUUUAUCCAAAACCAAAAUAUCAACCACCAAGUGUACCAUUAGAUCUUGUACCAAGAAUUAAAAAACUUCAUGGUCAUCCAUUAGUAUGGUGGGUUGGACAAGUAUUAAAAUACUUGAUGCGUUUACAGGAUAAUAAUAUUAAAAAAUUAAAUGAAUCAAAAGAAAAACUUGGCUUUAAAAAACCCAUUGUUGGUAUACAUGUUAGAAGAACAGAUAAAGUUGGUACUGAAGCUGCAUAUCAUGAUAUUGAUGAAUACAUGGCUAAAGUUGAACAAUGGUAUAAUCAAAAUUUUGAUAAUAAUGAAUCAAUUAUUAGACGUGUAUUUAUUGCAAGUGAUGAUCCAAAAGUAAUUAUAAAUGCUAGAAAUAAAUAUAAAAAUUAUGAAAUAAUUGGUGAUCCAGCAAUUGCUGAAACAGCAUCAGUAUCAAAUAGAUAUUCAGAUGCAUCAUUACAAGGUAUUAUUAAUGAUAUACAUUUAUUAUCAUUAUGUGAUCAUAUUGUUUGUACAUUUAGUUCACAAGUAUGUCGUGUUGCAUAUGAAUUAAUGCAAACAUAUCAUAUUGAUGCACAUGAUAAAUUUACAUCAUUAGAUGAUAUUUAUUAUUAUGGUGGACAAAAUCCAAAUCCACAUGUUGCUAUUAUUGAACAUAUACCUAAAAAUUUGGCUGAAAUUGAGCUUAAAAUUGGUGAUAAAAUUGAUGUUUAUGGUAAUCAUUGGGAUGGUUAUUCAAAAGGACGUAAUGCUAGAACAAGUAUCACUGGUUUAUUUCCAAGUUUUAAAGUUCAAAAUCCAAUUGCUGCUGUUGAAUUUCCAAAAUAUCAACAAGUACCAAUUUAUACCAAUUAAUAUUUUCAUAAAUUAUUGCCAAUUAUUUAAUUUAUCUUUUUUUUAAAAAAAAUAAAGCAACAAUGAUGAUAAUAAUAAUAGUAAAAAAUACACACUAUAUUAUUGUAAUAUAUUUUAUACAACGAAUAAAAAUAAUAAUAUAUUUAUCAAGUGUAAAAUUAGAAAACAAAAUUAUCCUUUUUUUUUAAAUUUAAAUUAUUAUUAUUAUUAUCAUUGUUAAUAAUUGAUCUUGAUAGUACAUUUUACUAUGUGUACAUGAUGAUGAUGUUACCAACUGUUUACGUAAAUAUAAAAUGGCUACAAUCAGCUGUCAUGUUUUGUCAACUUUUUAAUUUUAAUAUAUUAAAUAAAUACUUUUAAAAAUGUUGAAAAUUAAUAAAAUUUGAUUAUAAUUUUUUUACAAGAUAAUUAUGCUUAAAAAUAUGUUUGAUAAAUUAAUAAUUUUUAGGAUAUUUAAAACACAAAAAUGUAAUUAUUAUUCAACAAAAAGUUACUACGAUGUUCUUGGUAUCAAAGAAGAUGCCUCAAAGAAAGACAUACGAUUGGCAUUUUUAAAGCUGUCUAAACAAAUGCAUCCAGACACAAGUAACAAAAAGGAUCAUGAUGAAUUUGUUAAAAUAACUCAGGCAUACAAUAUUUUAAGUAAAGAAGAAAGUAAAAAAAAUUAUGAUUUAAAUUUACAACAGCAAGAUAGUAAUCCUUAUUAUACAACAUUUCGUCAACCACAUCAACAGCAACAGCAGCAACAACAACAAUAUACGAUUUAUUAUAAACGUUCAAAUUGGAAUAAAUGGAAAAAAAUACAAGAAAAAAAUGAAAAUAUCAAUUUUUACAAUACAAAAGGUAGUAAAAAAAUUAAAAAUGCAAAAAUUAUAUUAUUUUGUAUUUUUGCAAGUGCAUUAUCAUUUGGUCUACAUAUAUUUUCAAUGAUAUCAUCAUCAUCAUCAAAAUUUGAUAAUGUCAAAGAAAUCAACAAAGAAAAGUCAAAAUAAAAUAUAAAGAAGAAAAAAAACACAGACAUUUAUUUAAUUUAAAAUAAUAAUUAAUUUUUAUUUAAAUAUUAUUGACUUUAUUAUUAAUAUUACAAUGUUUAUUUGUUUUUUGAUAUAAGUGACAAUGGAAUUGUGUGGUGGUGCUGGUGUAAAUACUGGUUGUUCAUUGUCAUCAAGAUAUUCAGAAUAUUUUAAUUCAUAAAUUGGAUGAAAACCAAUACGUUGACAGAGUCGAGCAGUAAAAUGAGAACUACAAUCAGUGCGUAUCAAAUUGAAACCCAAUUCUUUACCAAUUUCACUGUAAUUUAAAUCAAAUAUUUUAUUUAUUUAUGUUAUUUAUUUAUUUAUUUAUUUAAAUAUCAACUUACAUUGUUUUUUUAAAAAGUGCAGAUGCAAUUCCUUUUCCUCGCCAAUUAUUAUCAACUGAUACAAUUUUAAUAUCAAGACAAUUACUAUCUGGAUAUUUUUCUGGUAUAUUAAUUUCUUGAUCAACGUAAUGUAAUAAUUUCAUGAUUUUUUUAAAUUUUUUAUUUUCACAAUUUUUUAUAUAAUCUGGCUCUUCAUUGAUAUCUGGUAUUUCUGUUUUUCCUGUAAUUUUAAAAAAAUAAUUAUUAAUAAUAAAAAAAUAAUUUUUCAUUCAAUGAAAUAAUAAAUUAUCUAAUUUCAAGAUGAUUUAUUUUCAUUGUAAUAUAUUUUUUUUUUUUUUCAACGACUGAUUUAAUAAUUUAAAAUACAUUAAUUUAAAUAAUUUAAUACACAUCAUAUUAAACAGGUGUAUAAAUAUUUAAAAUUAAUAAAUUACAAAAAUAUAUAGACGAAAGAAAAUAAAAUAAAAUAAAACACAAAAAUUAAAUUAAAUUACAUGAUGAAUAAAUAUGUCAGGCUAUUAAACUGAAUUGCAUUAAUAAUUAUUAUAUUAAUGCAUCAACAAAUACACAGACACACAUGUGAAUUGUUGAAGGAGUAACGUCCGCGAUUAAUAAAAUUUCAACGAAUGACAAUUGCAGACAACUUGAUAAAUCAUCAAUGAAAUUCAAUUGUCAAAUAAAAUUCUUACUACCAGCCGGAAGUCUCAAGAUAAAAAAAAUAAAAUUAUGAUAAUUAAUAUGUUUUUUUUUUUUUUUAUUGUCUUACCAUUGAUGAUAACUCCAACAAUUAUUCCACUUGAUGAUACAGCCAUUAAACUUAAAUUUUCAUCGAGUGAUGACAUUGAAUAUUCUUCCAAUUCAAUACAAGUUGUAUCUUUACCAUCAAUUAAAUUAACUGAAUUAUUUAGUGGUUCAUCUUUGAAGAAAUUUUUUUUCAUAAAACCAAGUACUUUUAAUUUUGCGUCAGCUGUUAUUGGUUUUAUUGAAAAAUCCAUUGACAAUUUUGGCUCAUUUAUUUUAUCACCAAGCUAAACAGAACAAAAUUAAAUAUAUUAAAAUAUUAUUCAUGUGUAUUUUUAUAAUGUAAAGUGUAUAUAUACACAUAAAGUUUGCAAUGAAUACAUGUGACAAAUAUAUUUUUAGAUACAUUAUAAUGUAUACGUGCCAAUUAGCGCAUCAUAUUAUUCAACAUUAUUUUGUUAUGCUAUACAUAUUAAUUUAGCCUUAUAUUUUUUUAUUUAAAAAAAAAAAAUUCAGGGCUCUCAUUAAAUGCAAUGAUAAUAUUUUAAUAUAUAUAUAUUUAGUGUUAUGAAAAUUUUCAUGAGUACUUGAUGAUCCUUUCCGUUAAUUUAUAAUCCCCCUGUUGAUUUCAAUGAAUAAAAAUAUGCAACCGUUAUAACGACAAUUUCCGUUUUGUAAAAAUAAAAAAAAACUGUUAUUGAAAAUUUACAUUGAUAUUAUAUUUAUUUUUAUUUAUUUUUUGUUUACCGAAUAACGUGUCAUCCUGGUCUUGUCCUCGGGAAAACAAACAUCAGAAAUACGCAUCUUGUCCAAUU
Molecule: messenger RNA, 5229 nt
Organism: Aphidius gifuensis
Lineage: Eukaryota; Metazoa; Arthropoda; Insecta; Hymenoptera; Braconidae
Gene: FucT6
Product: alpha-(1,6)-fucosyltransferase
Exons: 7
Coding region: 559-2313 (584 amino acids)
Biological process (GO): protein N-linked glycosylation
Cellular component (GO): Golgi cisterna membrane
Molecular function (GO): protein binding; glycoprotein 6-alpha-L-fucosyltransferase activity
Source: RefSeq, a predicted model, not a curated record